CACACAGAUACACUCUCACCAAACAGCAAAGAAAAAUAAAAAUCAGCGAAAACAUGAUUUCGGAAUUUCCAACUUAAAACUCUCUCUUCCUCGAUAUGAGCAAAAUCUGAUUACUCAUCCCCACGAUUUUUUUUCCCUUUCUCCCGGAGAAGAUCUCUUCUCUUAUCAAUCGUUUUCGACUUCGUUUCUUCUUUCUCACUUCGAUUUCGAAGUCUCUGCCUCUUGGAUCCUUUGAAGGUCGGUGAGCUGCUAUGGCAACUCAUCAGCAGACUCCUUCCGAUUUUCCAGCUCCGGGUGAUGAAAAAUCCCAGAUUUCAGAAGUAACAAAGCCACUUGCAAAUGAUGUUCAGCAAGCUAGCAUCGCUCAAGAAACUGCUAAGCAGGACUCUCUUCCCUCUGUGUUUAAGAAUUCAGAGCCAAUACGGGAGGACCAAAUUCAGAACGCCAUCAAAUUCCUUUCGCACCCGAGGGUUAGAGGAUCUCCUGUUAUUCAUAGAAGAUCGUUUCUUGAGAGGAAAGGCCUCACAAAGGAAGAGAUCGACGAAGCUUUCCGCCGUGUUCCUGACCCGCCACCAAGUUCGCAGACAAAUGUUAACAGCCAAGUGUUACAAACAGAUGGACAGCAAGCAGUCUCUAAUGUUCAGCCACAAGGGCAGAUACAAGCCAUGCAGCCUGCUCCUGCUCCCGUUGUUAUGAUUCCGCCUCCAAGUUUUCUCUCCCGCUUUCGCUGGUACCAUGCUGCUCUUGCUGUUGGAGUUUUAGCGGCUUCUGGUGCCGGAACAGCUGUUUUUGUAAAGAAAUCUCUCAUCCCCAGAUUAAAAUCGUGGGUCCGCAGAAUAAUGUUGGAAGAAGAAACUGAUCCUCAGAAGAAAGCUGAUGCAAAACCUAGCUUAGCUGAAGAAGCAGUAGCUGCAGCCAAAGCUGCUUCUGCGGCUGCUUCUGAUGUAGCCAGGGUUAGUCAGGAAAUGAUGAAAACUAAGAGUGAAGAAAAGAAGUAUUUUGAGGACUUAAUGCACGUCUUAGGUGUCCAAGUACAAGAAAUGAAGUCCUUGAGCAAUAAUAUCCGUUCGCUCGAAGGGAAAUCGAACAACCUCCCAAAGCUUUAUUCAGCUGACCAAGAGGUUUAUGGUGGUUCGAUCACAACUCCAGCAGCAAGGAAACCUUAUGCAAAUGGCAGCAAUGUUGAUUAUGACACGCGCUCAGCACGAUCUGCUUCUCCUCCUGCUCCAGCUGAUUCAUCUAUGCCCCCUCAUCCAAAGUCAUACAUGGAUAUAAUGUCUAUGAUCCAGAGAGGGGAGAAGCCUUCGAACAUUCGGGAGAUUAACGACAUGCCACCCAAUCCAAAUCAACAGCUAUCAAAUCCUCGCAUCGCUCCUAAAACUAAGCCAUGGGACUAUGGGCAAGCGCCACAGGACGAUAGUUCCAACGGUUCAUGGUGGCAACAGAAAACCCCUAGAUCCACGGAUUUUGGAUAUGAGACAACAGCCUCACGUUCCAUCGGCAUCCAAAAUGAAACAAAUACAAUGGAGCCAGCAGCUCUCCAAAGGCAACGCUCGUGGGUUCCUCCACAACCUCCUCCGGUCGUUAUGCCAGAAGCAGCCGAGGCCAUUCGCCGUCCUAAGCCACAGGCUAAGAUAGACCAAGAUGCAGCUGCUAGUGAUGACCAGUCAGGUGUGAGCGAUGAGUUACAGAAGAUCACUAAGUUCUCUGAAUCUGGUGGCGAUGGAUCAGGAAGAUUGCAGGUCACAGAGAUUCAAGAAGAAACAGAGCAGCAACAGAUCAGCCAAGAAGGGAACUAAAAAGAUAGAUAAUUUCGGGUUUUCUUGAUGCAAAUACGUUUCCUAUGGUACUUUUUGAGGUUUGCUUGUACGAAAACACAUGUAUUUACUAGGUUUUGGGAUUUAUCACCUACCUUAAAUUUAAUAUUAGUUAUGAAAAAGAAAACAAGUCAAACCUUGUUACACAAGUAAACUCAGUCAUUUGCUUGCUUGCCUUAUUGUUAAA
Messenger RNA from Eutrema salsugineum, 2004 nucleotides. Its product is annotated as peroxisomal membrane protein PEX14. Gene Ontology annotation, biological process: protein import into peroxisome matrix, docking. The record is from RefSeq and is a predicted model, not a curated record. The transcript has 12 exons. The coding region runs from base 252 to 1799 and encodes 515 amino acids. Gene Ontology annotation, molecular function: signaling receptor binding. Gene Ontology annotation, cellular component: peroxisomal membrane; peroxisomal importomer complex. Lineage: Eukaryota; Viridiplantae; Streptophyta; Magnoliopsida; Brassicales; Brassicaceae.